CUCCCUACACACCCUCUACCAAAAACAUACGCGCACGCCACUUGUACCACCUGCUCGGCACGAAUGGCGCCCAGGGCGGCGGAGAAGGCGGCCGUGGCCCCGCCCACCGGGCUCGGCCUCGGCGUCGGCGCAGGGGUUGGCCCCGUCGCCGGCGGCCCGCACUACAGGGGCGUCCGGAAGCGGCCGUGGGGCCGGUACGCGGCGGAGAUCCGCGACCCGGCGAAGAAGAGCCGGGUGUGGCUCGGCACCUACGACACCGCCGAGGAGGCCGCCCGCGCCUACGACGCCGCCGCCCGCGACUUCCGCGGCUCCAAGGCCAAGACCAACUUCCCGUUCCCUUCCUCCUCGUUGUCGUCCCCUCUCGCCGCCGGCAUGGGCGGAGGGAGCCCCAGCAGCAACAGUACCGUGGACUCGAGCGGUGGUGGCGGCCAGGCGCCCAUGCAGGCCCUCCCGCUGCCGCCCGCCCUCGACCUGGACCUCUUCCACCGCGCGGCGGCCGGCGGCGGCGCCAUGCGGUUCCCGUUCAACGGCUACCCCGUCUCCCGCCCGGGCCCGCCCAUGCACCCCUACUUCUUCUACGAGCAGGCGGCCGCCGCCGCGGCCGGGUACCACCGCGCGCUGAAGACGGCGCUGCCGGUGGCCGCCGUGGCGCAGAGCGACUCCGACUCCUCGUCGGUGGUCGAUCUGUCCCCGUCGCCUCCCGCGGCCACCGCCGCGCGCAGGGCGGCCGCGUUUGAGCUGGAUCUGAACGAGCCGCCGCCCGCGGAGAAUUAGACAGAUGUUAGACGAUGAUGACUGUAGUUUCUUAAUUUUUCCUUGAUCAGGAACGUUUUCUUUUCUCUUCUUUUGCUUCGGUCCUCUCCCCUGUAUUUUUGUUUAGUUGCCUGAGACCGACGGAGGAGCCUGCCAGCCAGCUUUGUAAAUAGUUUUUUUUCGCCGAGAACAGUACCGAUCUGAGAUCUGCUCGUCUAGACGGAUGAAACCUGCGUUGAGGGUGAUCUGAACCUUGAAGUAUGUGUGUAGCAAGGAAGGAGUAUUUCGUAAGAUCAUGAUGGUUAUUCAGAAAA
This is a messenger RNA of Lolium rigidum, 1067 nucleotides long. RefSeq names its product ethylene-responsive transcription factor 8-like. The coding region runs from base 64 to 774 and encodes 236 amino acids. The transcript has a single exon. The record is from RefSeq and is a predicted model, not a curated record. NCBI's taxonomy places the organism in Eukaryota, Viridiplantae, Streptophyta, Magnoliopsida, Poales, Poaceae. Gene Ontology annotation, biological process: regulation of DNA-templated transcription. Gene Ontology annotation, molecular function: DNA-binding transcription factor activity; DNA binding.